CUCCGGCGCGCGCUGAUGCGGCUGCGCGGUGCGGCGUUGCUGCUGUUGGAAAGUUUUUAUCACUCUUUACGUUUUGGCGAGGAUAUCACUCGAUAAUGUCACAUCCCGCGACAGACGGACUGUUUCGGAAAUGUAAAUGGUGACAGGGAGAAGGAGCAGAGGGGAACAUGGCUGUUGCAGUCUCUCAUCAUCACCGAGCCUCCGCGCCGCGCGUCUGUGGUCAGUUUGUACCGAAGCUAAAUGGAGUUUCAGCCCUUGGACACUGCGUACUGGCCUAGCCAAUAAUCACAACUCCCCAAGAGAGACUGGCUAACAUGAUGCCCCCACUUUAACAAGAGGAUAAUUCUCAUAUCUGAAUUGGAUUUAUCGGUCACCACCAUCACCAUGUCUGACCAAAACUACUAUUGGACCGUGUUGCCGAGCUACAAAACUAGUUUUGUGACUGGGGCCAUGAUGAAAAGAUCAAAAGGUUCUCGUAACAACAAGAGAAGGAGUUUGGCAGUUGGGACCCCGUCACCCACACUCUCACGACCUCUAUCACCUCUCCCACUUGCCACAGCUGGCAGCAGCCCUUCAGAAAGCCCCAGAAAUGUCUCUGCCAGCACGUCAGCCAACUUCCAGUUCGCCCGCAGCCAACUGGCCCGCACUGAAAGAGCGGACGGGCGAAGGUGGUCUGUGGCGUCAGUUCCCUCGUCUGGAUACUGCACCAAUGCACCCAGCUCAUCAGUAUCUUCCUCUUCUUCCCAGGAGUUAUUGCACCAGUUGCCCUUCCAGCCCACGCAAGAUGAUCUCCACUUCCUGUUCAAACAUUUCCGAAGCACAGAGAGUGUGGCGGAUGAAGAAGGAGCACACGCCUCACCCCCUGUCAGACUCCGCUCACGCAGUCUCAGCCCUGGACGGACCUGUGGAACAUUUGACAAUGAAAUUGUCAUGAUGAAUCAUGUCUACAAAGAACGCUUUCCUAAGGCGACAGCCCAGAUGGAGGGUCGGCUGCUCGACAUCAUUGCAGAGCUCUCCCCAGGCACUUCUCUGCCCCUGGCUGAUGGUGUGCUGGGAUUCAUUCAGCACCAGCUGGUGGAGCUCGCCAGAGACUGCCUGGACAAGUCCCAGAAAGGCCUGGUCACCUCCAGGUACUUUGUGGAGCUGCAGGAGAAACUGGAGAAGCUGCUGCAUGAGGCGUACGAGCGUUCAGAGAGCGAGGAGGUGACCAUCAUCACCAAACUGGUGAAGAAGAUUCUUAUCGUCAUCUCCAGGCCGGCCAGGCUCCUGGAGUGUCUGGAGUUUGAUCCAGAGGAGUUUUACCAACGUUUGGAGGUGGCAGAGGGUCAAGCCAAAGUCGGCCAGGGCAUCAAGACUGAUAUUCCCAGAUACAUCAUCAGCCAGCUCGGCCUCACCAGGGAUCCCCUGGAAGAGAUGGUCCACCUGGAGCAGACGAGUCCGAGUCACAGAGCGGCCAGCAGAGAGUCUGAUGACACAGGAGAUGCAGCACCUAUACAGAGCCGAGCAGCCUGCACCCCUCCUCGUAGGAAACCACUGGAGAGCGACUUUGAGACUAUCAAGCUCAUUAGCAAUGGCGCCUAUGGGACUGUAUUUCUGGUGCGCCACAAGGAAACCCGUCAACGUUUUGCCAUGAAGAAGAUCAACCGACAGAACCUGAUGCUUAGAAACCAAAUCCAGCAGGUGUUUGUGGAGCGAGACAUCCUCACCUUUGCUGAAAACCCAUUUGUGGUUUCUAUGUUCUGCUCUUUUGAGACACGCAGGCACCUCUGCAUGGUCAUGGAGUAUGUGGAAGGGGGCGAUUGUGCCAACCUGUUGAAGAACAUCGGUCCUCUGCCUGUGGACAUGACUCGGCUGUAUUUUGCAGAGACUGUUCUGGCUUUAGAGUAUCUUCACAACUAUGGCAUCGUACACAGAGACCUCAAACCUGACAAUUUGUUAAUCACCUCCAUGGGACACAUAAAGCUGACAGACUUUGGGCUGUCAAAGAUUGGUCUAAUGAACAUGACCACCAACUUAUAUGAAGGACAUAUUGAAAAGGAUACCAGAGAGUUCAUCGACAAACAGGUGUGUGGGACUCCAGAGUACAUUGCUCCAGAGGUGAUCCUGAGGCAGGGAUAUGGGAAGCCAGUAGACUGGUGGGCUAUGGGCAUCAUCCUGUAUGAGUUCUUAGUGGGCUGUGUGCCUUUCUUUGGGGACACACCAGAACAACUCUUCGGUCAGGUGGUCAACGAUGACAUCAUCUGGCCAGACGGGGAGGACGCUCUGCCAGCUGAUGCCCAGGAUCUUAUCACCAGACUCCUGAGACAGAGCCCUCUGGAGCGUCUGGGAACAGGUGGAACCACUGAGGUAAAGAUGCACAUGUUCUUCCUGGGUCUGGACUGGAACGGCCUCCUGAGACAGAAAGCAGAAUUCAUACCUCAACUAGAGACUGAAGAGGACACCAGUUACUUUGACACCCGAUCGGAGCGCUACUGCCACCUGGACUCAGAUGAUGAUGAUGAAACAAACGAUGAUGAAUCAUCUCUGGAACUCCGACAGUUUUCCUCUGUGGCUCACCGCUUUAGCAAGGUGUACAGCAGCACAGAGCACCUGUCCACCUCCACACCAUCCAACCAGAGCCUGUCAUCGUCAGAGCGAAGCCACAGUGAGGAGAAGGAGGAGCGAUGGGAGGGCAGGGGAGUCCUCUCCCCUGGCGAUGGACACAAAAACUUGGCUGGUGGAGACAGGAGGGCAGAUGGACACAGAGGGAGCCUACGUCCUCGGGCUUCAUCCAGCUCGUCCCAGUCAGAGCGCAGCGCCAGCCCUCUGGUGAUGAACAGCACGCAGAGCCUCGACAUCAUGCCUCGCUUCGCCAUCUCCGCCGAGGAGGAAGACGGGAUGGUUUCCAACCUACGGCGAAUACGCCUCCGGAGCAACAGCACAGGCACCAGGCCGUCCUUCCGAAGAGGGGCAUCUCGGCGCAUCGCCCACCAGCUGGAGACCCCGGAGAAACCCAGAUCCCCAGCUGGAAAAGUCCCUAAGUCUGCCUCUGUCUCUGGCCUGUCCCUCAUCAUCACCCCAGAUGACUCAGCAGGUCCUCCUACGAGCCCCAAAUCGUCCUUGUCCCUGUCGUCCAACCCCUCUUCCAGAGACUCGUCCCCCAGCAGGGACCUCUCCGUCAGCAUCAGCUGUCUCAGGCCUCCUGUGGUCAUCCACAGCUCUGGGAAGAGGUUUGGCUUCGCAUUGCGAGCUAUCAGAGUCUACAUGGGGGACAGCGAUGUCUACACUGUCCACCACAUGGUCUGGUGUGUUGAGGAAGGCAGUCCAGCACACGAGGCAGGAUUGAGGGCUGGCGACCUCAUUACUCACGUCAACGGGGAGUCGGUGCAAGGACUCGUCCACACUGAGGUGGUGGAGCUCCUGCUCAAGAGUGGCAACAGGGUCACCCUGCAGACUACUGCACUGGAGAACACUUCUAUCAAGGUUGGCCCUGCCAGAAAAUCGAGCUACAAGGCCAAAAUGGCCCGGCGCAGCAAGAAGAGCAAGAGGAAGGACGGACAGGACAGCCGACGACGUAGCAUCUUGAAGAAGCUGUCUAAGCAUACACCUCCUCCGCCCAUGCAGAGCAGUCGUAGUUUCUCUUCAGGUUUCCACCAGUCAUCUAGCGACAGCCUCUCUGGCUCCCCCACGCAGAGCCUCUCUCCUGGGCCGUCUACGCCUUGUCGCUCUCCUGCUCCCGACCACUCCGGAGAUUCAAGUUCUUCUCCCUGCUCCAGCUCCCCUAACUCGCCUGUACCACAAGCCCGUCCCAGCUCCCUCCACGUCUUGGGUCGCUACACCAAAGCUGGCCGCUGCAAGUCCACCAGCAGUAUCCCUCCUUCACCGUUGGCCUGCAUCCCCCCUCCUCAGCCCCUCUCUCCCCAGUGCUCUCCAUCCUGCCUCCCCAAUCACCCCAAGACCCUACAGGGUUUCCACGGUAAGACAUUGUCCCCUCCCACUAUCACCCGCCAUUCUGUGCGUCCCCGCAGUGCAGAACCGCCGCGGUCGCCGCUCCUCAAGAGGGUCCAGUCUGCAGAGAAGCUUACAGGAGACAAGAUGACAGGAGGAUACCAUGCAGAUAGAAAAGCCUACAGCACCCGCCGCCACACCAUGGAGGUGCCUCUGUCUGAAGGGGAGGGGCUGGAGGACAUGGAGGGGGACACCGCCACCGGUUUCGUCUGUGUCGGCGAGCACGGCCGCCAGGGUCUGUACAUAGGAGGGCAGAGAGGCCACCAGGACACAGCCAGCGGAGGCAGCGAGCACUACCGCUCUACCGCCUCGCCACAACACCGCGGCAGCAACCACCACUCCUCCAAAGAGGUGGUGGUGAUGAGGAAACUGGCGCUGUCGGAGCGAAGGGACUCCUUCAAGAAACAGGAGGCAGUCCAGGAAGUGAGUUUUGAUGAUUUGGAGGAGAGAGAAUCGACGCCGAGCCCGACGCUUCCGGCCACACAGCCGAAAUCGUUCAAGGCGUCCUGGAUCAACUCGGCGCAGCCAGAAUCUGCUGUGAAGUUGGAAGGAAGAGGAUCACAGGGUACAACAACACCACAGAAAGCCAAGUCAAAAGACAAAGAGGGUUUUUAGUUUUGUCGCUUUGCCAGGGAGAACAGGUCGAAGAAGAGUCUCACUCAGGAGGAGACUGAAAAGUGAAGUCUUUGACCUGCUACUGUACUUGCAUUUGAAGGCCUUGCAUGUGUCCAGAAAACUGUGACCAAGUUUUAAAUCAUCACAAGCAACCGCUUGAAGACGGAAGAACACAUUAACAUCGAUGUUUCUCGGUAAUAUAUAUGCAUCCUGCAACACUGUUAACAGAAUAAUGACUGCCAAACUAUGUUUACUUCCUAGUUGCUUGUUCUCUCUCUUGGUUCUCAAAUCACUGUGGCGCCUGUAACUGAUAUAUUUUGUAAAUACUUUUGGUUUUAAAUGAAGAAACUUAUUUAUGACUUUUUAUGCUCAUCUUGUUUCGGUUGCUGAAAAUGCCUCAGAUGCUUCAGCUGUUCAUGAAUUGCACAAAAGAAAAGCCACGCAACAACUUCUCACUGGGGAUUUACAGCAAAGGUGCAAAGAAGGGUCGAUAUUGUACCUUUUAUUUUAUUUUUAUACCUCAAUGCCUGUCUAGAAGUGGGUGUUGUUUCAUGUUCAGAUUGGGUCUUUGAAAUAAACCUGAUUUCCACUGCAUGGUUCAGCUAGACGUCACUAAGCUCACCAUUGGUUCCAGGCCCUGUUUGAUAUUUCACUGAUGGCGGGAUAUUCAGCUGAACGCCAUAGCCAUGCUGCCAUUUCCAAAAAUCUGAGUCAAGUGAAUUUUAAAAAAAUGUGGUCGCUGUUUGGCUACCCAAUGGUGGGUUAGUACAUAACAUCUCAUGUUGCAUUUAUGACAGAGAAAAUGAUCAUUACCUCCAAUAUCGUGAGUCGUCACAAUUGCAAUAGCAGUCAAAAUAAUCACAAUUAGAUUUUUUUUCUCUCCAAAUCAUCCAGCUUUACUAUCCCUCCCUAUAAGAGGGAGCCAGUUAAGUAGAGCUGAGCCGUACUAUGCAGUGAAAAUGCAGCAUUUCAGUGUUUGUCCUGUGACGUAUAAUGUAUUAUAGAAUUUCAGAAGAUCUUCUGUGCUGCCUCUCUAUCAUACAGAUUGUUUUGGUGUCCAUUUGGACUCAUCGAUACCGAACACGGGCCUUGUAAAAAAAACACUUUUAAAAGGACAAAAAUAUCAACAUCUCAAUACUCAGAAGCCUAGCUGUGGUGCCAAAGCAUGGUUUAGCCAUAGGAACCAUUUAAAAAGAGGUACUGUAGUUGUACAUAAGAAGCUUCAUGCAUGCAUGGGCUCUACUUCCACUUCCUGUCUGUCCUGUAAAAAAAAAUAAAUAAAGGAAAAAGACGUACAUCACUCCUCUGGUGGUGGUAUAACCUGAUCAAUAUACAGGUGUGUAGAUAAACUUGUGAAUACCUUUGGAAGCUGUUGUCUCUGUCCUCAAAUACCUUGGUGAAUCAAGCCUCCGUCCAGUUCCCUACAUAACUAGUCUAGCUGAAGUGUUUGCACAAGUUGUCGUAGCCGUAUAACAGUUAGAGCACAUUUAUAUUUCAGGACUAUUUCCUUCUCCGUGAGAUUCAAUAAUUGUACAGUGGAUGCAACAAAACAAAACUGGUUCCCUUGGCUGUUUUUUUUUUUUUAAAUGCGUGUUAUGAAUGAAUGUUUACAUUUUAGUGCAAAUAUGUGUGUGGACUUGUUAAAUUAUUCUGGGAAAAAAAGAAGAGUGACAGGGAAGUUCAACCAGAGGCCCUGCGUGGAUGAAGGAAUGAGUCGAGGUGAUCUCCUUUUGUAUAUUUUGAUAUGGAAAAAGUCUUGUUGCAGUACUAAUAACCAAUGCUGUUGAUGUAUAUUGUAUAAACAAUGGUGGACCUUAUAACAGCUGUCGGUGGUGUCUUUUUGAAAGUGACCUUUGUAAGGGUAGAUGGACUUGGAUACAUUGUGUAAUGUCACUUAUAUGUGGCAACGUCUUAAUCUCACAUUGUGGUCAGCCUCAAAGGAUUGUGCAUGCUUCACAUCCCACUAUAAUAUUCCCACAACAUAUUUAAUUUUUUUAAACUCCUAUAAUCUCAACCAAACUGCAAAAGAAGGUUUUGUUAAGAGAUUUGAAAGUGUGAGGUUUUUUUUUUUUUUUUUUUUUAGCUCUUUAUUCAUUAUUUUCUAUUUUUGUUGUUUUCUAUUCUUUUUCAGGAACUGUUUGGAACAAAAACAGCUUCUGGUCUUAUUUCAGAUGGAUUUGUCCUGUAUUCCUGGGUUUUAUGACUGCAUUGAGGGAACUCUUAAUGUGGGAAUUUUAUAAUGGAUGUUUAGCACAUACCAAGUCUUCAAUGGGGGGUCAUAGAUUGUGGGGCUUCAAGUUAGAAGUUUGUAUGUUGUACUUUGGGGGUAAAAUUGUCUGUGUAGGAUUUAUCACUGAAUUUCUGAUGCAAUACACAUCUUGUUAAUUUCUUGGGAUUUCAUCUUUGUCUUUUGCACCCACACCAAACAGUCACGGUAUCUUCUGACCUUUAUGAUGUUGUACUUUUAAAAUCCAUGACUUCAUUUUGUGACAACCUCAUCAGAACUCCAGACCAAUGGUUUCUGAAUCACACACUGAAAAUAAAACUCCACAACGACUCCUCUUAUCUCCAUUUUCCAAGCGUGUGUGUGAUAAACCUCAUGUUUUCACAUGGAUGCUCAACUGUCAUUUUCCAUUAUUUCCAUACUUGUUUUUAUUGUGUUUGUGUUAAAAGUUGUUGCUCUGCUUUUGACUCUUUGUCCCCAAAUGACAAACUGGCCUUUGUGAAAUUCCUACCAUGUGGGUAUCUGAUGCAGACUGGUGUGACAUUGUUUUUUUAUUGUCUUAACAGUGCUUGAAAUAAAUGCAUUGCAAAGGGACUACGAGGUCCAGGACUACAAA
This is a messenger RNA of Centropristis striata (black sea bass), 7442 nucleotides long. It is a transcript of the gene mast3a, whose product is annotated as microtubule associated serine/threonine kinase 3a. Bases 385 to 4602 code for a protein of 1405 amino acids. NCBI's taxonomy places the organism in Eukaryota, Metazoa, Chordata, Actinopteri, Perciformes, Serranidae. Gene Ontology annotation, molecular function: ATP binding; magnesium ion binding; protein serine/threonine kinase activity. The record is from RefSeq and is a predicted model, not a curated record. The transcript is spliced from 27 exons. Gene Ontology annotation, biological process: intracellular signal transduction; peptidyl-serine phosphorylation.